GACUAUGGUUCGCUAUCGAAGCAUCCUGGCAAGAGCAAGAUAUCGACGAGCCAAUACUCGUUUUUCGACCCCCAUCGCGAGAAGAAAGCGUCCGAGGUCUUUGUGGCCAAGUUUGAAGCGCAAAUCGGUCGCCAGACUGACAAGAUUCGACAGAGUGUUAUGAGUGAAGAGGUCAAGAUAGGAGAACAGCGCCAGGAAUUCGUGUCCACCUUCGAAAAGUUGUACAAUGCCAUCAUGCCCACAGGCUUGCAGCCCGGGCAGAACCGCAACGAAAAUACUUCCAAGUCGAAGCACAUCCUACGCGAAGAGGCCGAGGCGAUCAUGCUACAAAGCCAAGGCCUGCUUGACAAAUUCGAGAAGGCUAGUGAGAUGCUCAAGUCAUUCGACUUGGCAUCGCCUCUUGAGACGUGGAAUCAAGACAAACACGACCUUGCCGAUAUCAUGAUGUGUGGCCGCGACUACGGCCAACACAUAGUGGAAGGUAUCCUGGUUCCAGGAUUGUACCAAGACCCACACACACACGCCCAUGAGCGUACUGAGAACCAAGAAAUAGCUGCGGGUCUCAUAGUGAAGGGCAAGACGGCCGUGGAAGGGAACAAUUGGGGAACGGUCUUUGAGGAUCAGCUUCGACGGAGCGUCGCCUUGGCAAACACCAUUUUCGUGGAGGGCACGGCUCGUGACAUGGCCAGUCUGUCCUAAUGCUGUGGAUGAAGGGUGCUCAUAUUUCUGGGGAGAAUUGGUGAUGUCGUCUCAGCCACAGUCUGCAUUCUCGACGUAGUGAAAAUAUCACAAGGGCUUUGUAUCGCAACAACUAGGGCAGAAUAAGAUUUGCGAGUGCUGUCUGACAGCAACUUUUCUUCAGUCUCGGCCUUGUCAGUAGAGGGACGCCAUGAGGUGAGUGUCG
Molecule: messenger RNA, 904 nt
Organism: Microdochium trichocladiopsis
Lineage: Eukaryota; Fungi; Ascomycota; Sordariomycetes; Xylariales; Microdochiaceae
Exons: 3
Coding region: 160-699 (179 amino acids)
Source: RefSeq, a predicted model, not a curated record